This is a messenger RNA of Cuscuta epithymum, 2386 nucleotides long. Lineage: Eukaryota; Viridiplantae; Streptophyta; Magnoliopsida; Solanales; Convolvulaceae. The record is from the annotation of a GenBank genome assembly.
UAUUUUUAAAGGGGAGUUUGGAUGUAGUAAUAACUGUUUCUGAUCCUUCGGCAGGAACUGAAAUGUUGAGUUUUUGAGAAUGUUUGACAAAAUGCAAGUUUUUGUACGGAGUGAAAUUUUGUAAUUGUUCCGCAAAAUUGUUUUCUUCAGUGACUAUGUUUCUCUUCUUUCCCGAAUUUCAGCAGCCUUGAUUUCUCCCGGAGAUCAACUUCAGUUUCGGAAAGAAAUGGCAGCUUCAGAAUCCUCUGCAUUCCGGAGCAUUCAGAUUCUGCUUUGCACCCGAAAAAAGCUAAGCUAGAUUCCUCCAACAACCAAAGGGAGAAAGAGGAAGCCAAUGUGGUUUUGGUGGAAAAGUAUGGGAAUGGAACCUUAAGGAGGUAUGUAUUGGAUGAAGGCUUGCAGUUAAUUUUUUUUUUUGAGGAAAAUGCUAUUGAAGAUUUGGAUAUCGCUGACUUGAAGUUACCUUGGCUUCUAAAGGUCAUCAAAGAUUUUGUUUUACCUGCAGGCUAUCCAGAUACAGUUUCAAAUGAUUACUUGGAAUACAUGUUGCUAAUGUUCCCCACAAAUGUUACGGGUGGAUCUGUCACACCUUGGUCACCUCAAGUCUCUUAAAGGCUAUUGGGGUGGGAUCAUUCUCAGGAACUGCUGCCGCUGCUUCUGCUGCUGCCUCUGCUGCUGCCAUCAGAUGGGUGUCAAAGGAUGGCAUUGGUGCCCUUGGACGUUUAUUCAUUGGUGGGAAGUUCGGAAGUCUUUUUGACGAUGAUCCUAAGCAGUGGCGAAUGUAUGCAGACUUUAUAGGAAGUGCAGGAAGCAUCUUUGAUCUCAGUACUGCACUAUAUCCCGCUUAUUUCCUACCAUUGGCUUCAUUUGGAAAUCUUGCUAAGGCCGUUGCACGAGGGUUGAGAGACCCCUCCUUCCGAGUGAUACAAAACCAUUUUGCUGUGUGUGAAAAUUUGGGAGAUGUAGCAGCAAAGGACGAAGUUUGGGAAGUAGCUGCUGAGCUUGUUGGCCUUGGUAUUGGCAUAUAUGCCCUGGAUACACCAGGCAUCUCGACAUCAUAUCUCAUGUUGUCAUUAAUAUGGUUGAGUACACGGACUUUGCAUCUUUGGUUUCGUUACUUGACUCUUUCAGUUCUGCAAUUUGACACCGUAAGAUGUUAACUAUAAAAGCAAUGUUCAUUACAGUGUUCUGAAGUAUGUUUUUCCUUUUCUGGUUUCUGUACCACCCCAUCUUUUCCCUUCUGUGCUGUAUCAUGUAAUACGCUUCUUGAAUUAUGCCACGUGUUGUAAACAAUGAAUGCUAAUCAAAUUCACAGUUUUUUGGACUUUCAUCCACACAGGUUCAAUAACUUGAAUUCGGCUUCUGUGCAGAUAAAUCUCAAACGUGCUCGUAUACUAGUUAACUCCCAUAUUUUGCAAUGUACAGUUCCAGAUAAUGACAUUCACAUGUACUUAAUUUGGCUUUAUAUGUUGUGGCAUUGAUUAAAUUUAUUUUCCAGGGAUCACGGACUGUAACAGGAAAGAGAAUAUUCUGUUGUGGGAAAGGUUCUCAAAUCCCCAUAUUAUUUUCGGUGUUCAUAUGGAAGAUAUGGUUGGUGGGGAUUUGAGAACCUUUCCCACAACAGGGGAUCAGGCUGAUCUCUCAUGCGACAGGAUCCUAAAUUAUUGCCAAGACGAGCGAGUUUACGGCCCCUUAAUCGCUACUAAUCUCUUAGCGAACGAUUAAGUGUGUGUGAAUGUGUCCUAGAACAAAUUAGAUCUCUCUUAAUUCAUUCUACAUGCAAUUGUAAUUCUAGCUGCAGUCUAGGUUACAAGAGAUAUCAAUUAAAUUAUUCAAACACAAAUUAAACGGCAUUCAUGCAAUUAAACCGACAAGAAUCUAGCCAUCAAUCAUGAUUAACCCCUUCAUCAACCCCAAAUCCCUAAUUAAACAAUUUACAAUUCAUAAUUGAAGAAUCAACAGAAUUGAGAUGAAUAGAAAUAAUUGUCAUUAAUUAAAAAGAUGAACUUACAAAUAAUCCCAGGGUCUUGGAAGAAAAUAGCGUAAAAACGGUGUUAAAUUCGUCCCUAGGCCUCUCCGUAAUGUUCGUAACGUCAAAAUAUGGGUAUGGGGGUCUUAUUUAUAGAAAACAGAUGAGUUUGGGUUGAACUGGGACUAAAAAAAGGGCUCAAAUUCGCGUCUCGGGUGUACGCACGAUCGUGCGUGGCCUGGUACGCACGAUCGUGCGUACAUGGCAGUAGCUUCAUGGUCGUUUUCGCUCUUACGCACGAUCGUGCGUACUUCUACGCACGGUCGUGCGUCCGUGCUUUUUCAGCGUUUUUCUAUUCCGAAUUUGACAAAACUUCCUUCAUGAAAGUUGUAGAAAAUAAAGUCCUCUAUCCACCCC